This is a messenger RNA of Linum trigynum, 621 nucleotides long. Lineage: Eukaryota; Viridiplantae; Streptophyta; Magnoliopsida; Malpighiales; Linaceae. The record is from the annotation of a GenBank genome assembly.
AUGGAAGAGGGACUGCCAGAAGGUGUUACAGAUGCAAAUCAGUGGUACACCUUGGUAGCUAGCUGGUUUUCCGAGGAAAACAAGAAAAGAAGUGCAGUCAACCGUGCUAAUGCAAAGAAGAAGAAUGUUUUUCACACAGGAGGAAGGAAGAGCAUUGCAAGGACGAGAAAGCAACUGAAGGAAAAAUUAGGCAGAACUCCUACUAGGCUUGAAGUUUUCGAAGCUAACCAUAAGAGAAAGGAUGGGACAUACAUCAAUGAUCAUGCUAAGGAGUUCAUGGAUAAAGCAAAUGAAAUGGAGGGACCUAGUGAGGAGGUUUUCCAAAAGCUAGCAGGUCCAGAGCAUCCUGGGAGGCUUCGAUGCAUGGGGUUAGGGCCAACUCAGAGCGCAUAUUUUGGAGUUUACUCGCGUGGGGCUGCAUCAGGACCAAGCUCAUGUUCAUGUAGUCAUUCGAGUGAAGAUGUACCAACUUUGAAAGGAGAGUUAAGUGAGGUGAAGAAAAAAAUGGAGGUCAUGGCAAGAUUCAUCAGUAAGCAAUUUCCUAGGCAAAAUUGGAUGGAAGAUGCCGAAAACAAUUCGGGUGCCAGUAUUGCCCCAUCUUUGGGUUCUCGAGCUUCUUGA